AUGCCGCCCACCGUCGUCCUCAUCCGGCACGCCCAGGCCCUGCACAACCAAACCAAUAACUCCAUCCCGGACCCCGUCCUCUCAGACCUCGGCAUCGAGCAAUGCGCGCAGCUCCGACAAAGCCUAAUCCAGCGCUUCUCCUCCUUCAAGGGCAGCAUCGCCAUCAUCUCAAGCCCCAUGAUACGCACUCUUCAGACGGCGAGUUUGGCGGCUGGCUGGCUGGUUGAGGAGCGAGGGGUCAAGAUUGAGGCCGACGCCGAUUGGCAGGAAAUCUCAGACAAGCCCUGCGACGUCGGCACCCCCAUCCCCAGCCUAGUCCUCAUAAGAGACAACCACACAGCCCACCAGUUCGGCUCCCCCAGCUAUGACUUCUCCGCCAUCCACCCCCUCUGGCCCGACAAGACGGCGUCCCCCAUCGCCAGGCACCUCUUCGGCUACACGCGCUCCGCCGUGCUGCGUCGCGGACGGCGGUGCCUCGAGAAGCUGCGCGAGAGGCCCGAGGACCUGGUGCUCGUCUUCACGCACUCUGCGUUUCUGCGCAACGGCGUCAGCGGGUGGUGGUACUUUAACGCCGACUACCGCAUCUUUACGUUUGGGGAGGGAGAGGAGCUGGUGAUGGACGAGACGACGAUGGAAGGCGGGAUGGGGUGGUCGUGGGCGGAGAGGAUUGAACUGGGGAGCGAGUUGCCUCCGGAUGAGGAGGAGGAGAGGGAGGCUGAGAAGAAGGUGGCUGCGUUGAGGGAGGCCGAGUUGAAGGGGAAGAAUUGA
Molecule: messenger RNA, 768 nt
Organism: Trichoderma citrinoviride
Lineage: Eukaryota; Fungi; Ascomycota; Sordariomycetes; Hypocreales; Hypocreaceae
Product: phosphoglycerate mutase-like protein
Exons: 3
Coding region: 1-768 (255 amino acids)
Cellular component (GO): cytoplasm
Molecular function (GO): phosphatase activity
Source: RefSeq, a predicted model, not a curated record